This is a messenger RNA of Saitoella complicata NRRL Y-17804, 1725 nucleotides long. RefSeq lists its product as uncharacterized. Gene Ontology annotation, molecular function: small GTPase binding; guanyl-nucleotide exchange factor activity. NCBI's taxonomy places the organism in Eukaryota, Fungi, Ascomycota, Saitoellomycetes, Saitoellales, Saitoellaceae. The record is from RefSeq and is a predicted model, not a curated record. Gene Ontology annotation, biological process: vesicle-mediated transport. The transcript is spliced from 3 exons. The coding region runs from base 280 to 1725 and encodes 481 amino acids. Gene Ontology annotation, cellular component: endocytic vesicle; cytosol.
UCGAGGCCGCGGUCGUCUUCCAAUGCCAGUUUGAGCGCUUCUUCGUUCGCUAUACCCGAGGACACAGAGAGUGAUGUAAGUCAGCUGGAGGGAGAGCUGCCUGCUGAAGUUGCAACUGCAGUAUAUUCCUUCCUGAAAUUCCUGAAUGGCUCGAAUGUCACUGUCACUUCUACUCCUACGCUUGUUCAGAACUUUUAUCAUUCGACUCUCGCGCUCAUCGAUGAUGCAUUGCCUCAGCUGAGUCUGACAAGCCCAUCUUCAGAGCUUGACGGCUCAGAGAUGCUAUCGGGAGAUGAAAUUGCACAACGGAAAGCCAGCCGCUUAAGAGCCGAACGUCUACGUACAGAAUGGGCGGAAGAAGUAGAGAAGAGACUAUGUGAGGGCGAAUACGACAAACUUUUGUCCAUCAAGGACUCCGACGAUGAGGUCCGAGAUGAAGCUUUGGCCUCAAAAGUUGCCGCACUGAACAUCCUAGAUGUGACAUUGAAACACCUGGGGGUCGAGAUGGGGGAUGAAGAGGAGGUACAUGCAAUUGCUGUGGCUGUCAGUGCUGGAGAAGAACUACAGAAACUGAAUGAAGUACAAGCACCUAAGGCGAAAAUUGAAGUGCUAGUAACCACACACAAGAUCCUUGUCGAUGGACUUUCCGCUCAGCCGUCCGGGACUUCUAAUAACUCGCCAACAACUUCGGCUCACUCGGCUGACCUUAUUCUGCCAAUACUCAUAUAUACGCUCAUCAAAGCGAACCCGCCGUAUUUGGUAUCUAACCUUUAUUACAUUCAGAGAUUUCGCGGUGAAGACCUACUUGUAGGAGAAGGGAGUUAUUGCCUUACAAACUUGGAGGCUGCGGUGAUCUUCCUGGAAACUGUUGAUCUAACGAGUCUUGGGCUCCUGCCGCCCGAUCAUAUGCCGAGCGACAGUACUGGUGAGCUAGACUUUACUUUGACGUCCCAGAGAUUAGAGAAGAGCCUCACCGGAUCGCUUCCGUCUCACGCCACUUCAACAACCGCUUCGCUUGCACCUGAAGUCUCAAUUUUCACUGCUUCGGCCGAGAUUUCGACCCCUCACAACGCCCCAGCUCUCGCAGAUGAUAGCAUCAACUCUGCUUCAUCAGCCCCUCCUCCCCAGGCGGUGUCGAACCUUCGUGCCUCGGCGGACCAAGGGUUGAAAAGUCUGGGGUCUGCGCUUGAAAGCUCUUACAAACUCUUUGUUUCGCGCAUACCAGACCCACCCAAGACGCUCGAUGAUGUGCGAUCACUUGUCAUGGCCGCUGCCGAGCAAGUCAGCGAGCAAGUCGCUGCAGGAAAAGUCGAUAGGGAGCAACGUGAGACUCAUUGGAAGAGACAGCGGGCGGAGUCUUUGUCCAAAGUGAGCGCGGGUGCAAAGACCAUUACAGGAAGUUUGGGCCGACCUUUCAACUUUGUGAGAACGAUGUCAUCGAGCUUCGCAAGUGCGCGUCCGCCAAUUCCCGCGUUCGGGAAGGAUGCGGCUGCAAUUGAUUCGCCAUCCCAACCUUUGGCGGAGACUAUGAGUACACGCUCUAUGUCCUUACCUGGCAUUGAGAUUGCAGAAGAGGUGAUUCCGGUCGACAGUGUUAUGAAAUUAGCGCCUCCGCGAUUUGCGAAUAUGGAGGCAAGCGAGCUGAAGAUAGGCGAUGUCACGGACCUACUGGCUGAGUAUAAGAUGAUGGCAGAGACAUUGAAGCAGCUAAAUUUGUUUACCUAA